Cricetulus griseus (Chinese hamster) is the source of this 823-nucleotide messenger RNA. The record is from RefSeq and is a predicted model, not a curated record. NCBI's taxonomy places the organism in Eukaryota, Metazoa, Chordata, Mammalia, Rodentia, Cricetidae.
UCGCAAUAGCCGGACACAGCACGCCGCUGCCCGUAUCCAAGAUGGCGCCCAUGGGUGGGCGUGGCCAGUGAUGGCUUCUCCGAGUGUUCGGGCAAUGGCGUCUGCAAUGGAUCCCAGUUGGGAGGAGGAGGAGGAGGAUGAGGACGAGGAAGAGGAGAUAGAGGAGGUUGAGCAGUUUGUCCUGGUAGAAUUGUCAGGAAUUAUUGAUUCAGACUUUCUCUCCAAAUGUGAGAAUAAAUGCAAGAUUUUGGGAAUUGACACAGAGAAGCCCAUCCUGCAAGUAGACAGCUAUGUGUUUGCUGGGGAAUAUGAAGAUACUCUUGGGACCUGUGUUAUAUUUGAAGAAGGUGUUGAACGUGUGGAUCCGGAAGGGACUGACAAAACAGUGCUGAAAUACAAAUGCCACACAAUGAAGAAACUCAGCAUGACAAGGACUCUUCUGACAGAAAAGAAGGAAGGCGAAGAAAACAUAGAUGGUGUAGAAUGGCUACAAAUGAAGGAUAAUGAUUUCUCCUAUAGACCCAACAUGAUUUGCAGCUUUCUGCAUGAAAAUGAAGAUGAAGCUGUAGCGCCAGCCCCCGAGAAAGCCGUGGAGUUGGAAGACCAAGAGGCCCAAAUGAAAGGCAGCACAGAGCAGACACACGAGCAGGAGAGAGUGCAGUACCUGGAAGCAGGGGACCCUGGUCCUCUUGGAGAUGUCCCUGCUGAGAUGGGCAGUUCUGUUUCCAUGGGAAUUCAGGGUGGAGAUAUUUCUCAAAACAGCCAGUCAUGAACUUAAAAAAAAAAAAAAAAAGUCUUAUCUACAAUAAUUGCUGUGUAGCUU